GUUGACCCUGGAGCAGAAGGAGUUGUGUCGGAGUAGACUGAAGCUGCUGUGUUACCUGGACCGCCUGGCCACCUACGAGGAUAUAUUAGGUGGUCCCGGUGUUGCAGAACAGAGAUACGACUCUGAGUUCUUCAAGAAGUUCCGGAACCAGAAUAUCAUUCUGUCAGCAAGAACCUACGCCAGGGAGAGUAACGUCCAGGCGCUGGACAUCCUGUUCACCUAUCAUGGAGCAGAGCUUCUCCAACACCGAUUGGCUAUCCUCUUCAACUUCCCAGAAACCACCUCACCACACGAGUACACCAACCUGCUGCCUGAGGCCUGUGUGGAUGAGAGAGGCAAUUUGGGGGUGAUCCCCUGGGAUGAGCGGAGACACAGGGAGAUGGACUGGUGUGAAGAGGACCAGUGCAGGACGGUAUUGGAUCAAAACCUACCGGACCAUGCCCACUUCCUGUAUGAGGAUGCUCCUGAUUGGCUGCGGUUCCGUACGGCCACGCCCCCUAUGGACCUGCUGACUGACUGGUACCUGAGCCGUGCCCAGGACAUAGACUCCUGUUCUAGACAGGUGGACUGUGCACUGUCAUUGGUGCGUCUGGGGAAGGAGCGGGAUAUCCCGGGGUUGGAGCGGCUGUGUGAUGACCUGGUAACCAUGGAGACGUUGGUGUACGAGACGGCGUGCGAGCUCAGCCUGACACUAAGAGACUUGCAGCAGCUCAGUGACAUCGACAAGCUCCGCCUCCUCAUGAAGAACUCCAGUGCAGAGUGCUAUGUUAAAGAUGUGUUCCAGUGGAUGGUUCCUUUCCUGCACCGCUGUGAGAAACAGAUCGGGGGCGCUAGCGAGGCCCUGCUGAGAGAAUAUCUGGUGACCCUCUCUCGGCAAGACCUGUCUCUACCCCUGGCCGUCUUCCAACACUCCAGACCUGACAGCCAGCAGAAGGUGCUUGGGGACCCAGAUCAGCUGAUGACUGUGGCGUUGGAGUGCAUCUACAGCUGUGAGAGAGACGAUCAGCUGUCCCUCUGCUACGACAUCCUGGAGUGUCUACCUCAGAGAGGCUACGGACCGGAGACGCACAUCACCGCAUCUCUCCACGACCAGGUGGACAAACUGGAAAAACACCUCAG
Salvelinus namaycush (lake trout) is the source of this 1119-nucleotide messenger RNA. RefSeq names its product neuroblastoma-amplified sequence-like. Gene Ontology annotation, biological process: retrograde vesicle-mediated transport, Golgi to endoplasmic reticulum. Lineage: Eukaryota; Metazoa; Chordata; Actinopteri; Salmoniformes; Salmonidae. The annotation marks the transcript as partial. The transcript has 9 exons. The record is from RefSeq and is a predicted model, not a curated record. Gene Ontology annotation, molecular function: SNARE binding. Gene Ontology annotation, cellular component: endoplasmic reticulum membrane; Dsl1/NZR complex.